CGAGCAUUACAAUUCAUGCACACACACAUGUCAGAUUUUGGCGCACCACGCUGAACCAGGAGAAUAUCGUUCCCCUCCUGGCACAGAACACAGACAGCCGUGUGCGUGUCUCUCUCUCUAUGUAUAUAUCGGCCAACGAGACACUCACUUUGGGCGAUGCCGCCAGUCGUGCUCCCAGACUUGGAAUCCAUGUCGGGGCCGAUGCAGGGCGCAGGGUGCGUCGGACGGGUGUCUUGGGCACGCGAGCCGGUGGCGAUCAUACGAGACACAGCAGCACGAUGAGACAUAUGGAGGCAGCAAAAGGUCUUCGCGAUAUAAAAUACAGGCAGCGAUGCUAACGCGACGGGAGAGGAGAGACAGUACAUUCGCUCAAUGUGUGUCGGCCCCCCUCCCUCUCUUUCCUUACUUCAUGUGCCGUCGGUGUCAGGUCUUCCCACAUGCCAGCGAGCGCCUCCACACCUCCUACCCGGGUGCCCAGUCGGGACACGGCCCUGACGGCAGGACAAGUCCGUCGUUGUGGCUCUGCGACGAUCCUUCAGACGCGACACUCGAACAGAGGGUAUGGCCGCCACGGUCGCCUAGCCCUAGGAAAUGACCGAUGGUGUAUUGUGUUGUGUUGUUGGGGGUUGGUUUACUGCUCGUGAUGAGGUCCUGUAGUUUGAUAGCGAUCGAUCCGCCGCCGUCGGGGGUCGCCGUGGUCGCCAGGUUCCUCACGCGCAGCCACACCUCGUCGAGGACCCCCCUCUGACGACUCACACGCCUCACACGCUUCGCACGCCGACAAAGGACAACAGGCAGCCCGAAGUGUGUGUGUCGGUGUGUAUCUCUUUUGGGUCUGGGGAAUUUCCUACCAGGUACGGGUGUGUUAGCGCUUCGAGUAUCUUGCGCUGCGCACGGGGGACGAUAUCGGCAGCUGUUGGAACGCACGCAGGCACACGAAGCAUUAAAGAUGUUGCCUGUAGGCUCUUCUCCAUCUAUCUGGGCCCUGGCGAUCUCACUGAGGUUGGUGGAGCAGAGGAUACCCUCGAGCAUCGUACGGCGCUGAUCCAACAUUGCCGCAGGCGUGAACGAGGGGAAGAACGCACAGGCUAACAAGUAGAGACAGACACAAACACCAUCACGUAGUGCGCCCGUUGGCAGGACUUUGCAGUGGCUAUUUUGCCUACCAUUGAUGAUGGCGGAGAUGGAUAUGGCUCUGAAAUUCAGAGCCGACGCACCCACCGCCAGCUGCAGAAGCGCAUGUGUGUCAUCCAUUCAGCAAUCCAUAUGUGUGUGGAUGGCUUGUGCGAGCACCAGAAUACCUGUCGCUGCGAGGUCGAAUCCAGCACCGCCACAACGAUGAAGUUCAACCCACCCUCUUCGCCCAUCAGGGCAGAGGACACCGACGCAACGAAUUCUGGCAGGCAGGACACCAUCACAAGGGAAGAGAAAUGAGAGAAAAGCGACUCGUAGUCGGCAGUGUUCCUUACCCUCCAGUUGAUCAAUCGUGCUGCGGGACGAUAGCCACACCGGCUCGGUGCUCUGCGAGACGCAAAAGGACAGUCAAGCUCUGAAAGGGUGGAUGGCGGUCGUUUCUCUCUCCUUUGUCAUCCGACCUCUUCCAGGCGCUGGAGGGUGGAUUUGAGGAUUUCCGUGGCCAGCGUGGUCUCGUAGAGCGACGCGGCAUG
Vitrella brassicaformis is the source of this 1667-nucleotide messenger RNA. Lineage: Eukaryota; Vitrellaceae. The record is from the annotation of a GenBank genome assembly.